CCCGCCCCGCGGGCUCCUCCCUGCCGCCGCGGCCCCCCGGCUGCUGCCCCGAUGCGCUGCGCCGGGAGCUGGGGCCGAGUCGCCGCCGCAGCUGCAGGGGCGCCCGGGCUGGGUGACGCCGCCGCCGCCCGCGCCCCUCCCAGACCCCGCCGGCCGCAUGGAGCCCCCGGAGGGCGCCGGCCCGGGAGAAAUAGUUAAGGAGGUUGAGGUGCCACAGGCAGCCCUGGGCACCGUGGCCCAUGGGACAGGGGACAGCUGCCACUCGCCCGCAGCCGAGGAAGAGGUUGGCAUCCCAAUACCAGCCCCAGGGCUCCUACAGGUCACAGAGAGGAGGCAGCCCCUGAGCAGUGUCUCCUCCCUGGAGGUGCACUUUGACCUCCUGGACCUCACUGAGCUGACUGACAUGUCCGACCAGGAGCUGGCGGAGGUCUUUGCUGACUCAGACGACGAGAGCCUGGCCAGUGAAUCUCCAGCAGGCCUGCACCCACUGCCCCGGGCUGGCUGUCUGCGCUCCCCAUCCUGGACACGAACCAGGGCCGAGCAGAACCGAGAGAAGCAACCACUUGGUGACCCGGAGCGCCAGCCAGCAAUUGUGGACACAUUUCUCACCGUGGAGAGGCCCAAGGAGGACUAGGCCGGCUGGCCCUGGGGCCAAGGCAGUGCAAAUCUGGACAGUUCUGACCCCAUGGACACUCUGCCCACCCCAUGUGGCUCUGGGUCAGGUUCUCGGGGCACCCUAGCACAAGCACAGCCCAGUGGCCUUAUGUACUGCUCCUUUCUUAUCCCUGGAUCAGGGACGACAGCAUCUGAGGAUGAGGUGGGAGUGGCCUAGGCCUCUUGGAAACUUCUGCCUGCAGGACUGGUGCUCUCGUCAGCUGCAAGAUUCCCGAGUGGGUGCAGGGUGAGGGGAACCUAAGCCAGAGAGAGUUUCUCUGCAAAGUCCCCAAGGGUCCUCAGGGUUCUGGUCUGGGAAUGGUCCACCAUGCUCCAGCCCAUGGGAUGCUCUGCUACCCAGCAAAGUAUAUGGGUAGGGAGGGUCAGUACUGAACAAUGUCGCCUCUUUCUGCCACCCGGGAGCAUUGCUGGCACCAGGGUCACCCCCAGGCCUGAAGACCCUGCUUGUCUUGUUUCCUGUGUGACAGCCGGGCCCACCGUCCUUGGCUCAGAACACCAAAUAGGCACAACCCUCAGACUGUGGGUAGGGGGAGUGGGCAUGUCGGCUUUGCCCUGGCCUGGGACACAUCUCCACAGCCUGUCAUGCAAAUGCACACAAAGGCAUGCACGGUCCUAGGUCUGUGCCCCUGGCUGGCGUCCUGGCCUGGGGUAAAGCUGCCGAAGGGAGACUGGGAACACAAGGGAACCCUGGCACAGCCCCUAGCCUCCAACUUAAGGGCACCAGGCUCAGCUGCUCCCAAUGCUGCUCUUUAUGACCUAAAGGACUAAACAGGCUCUGGUCUAACAGCAAGUCCAAAAACAGUUUUAAAAUAAAUGUGUAAGUUUGCUUUUGGUCCCCAGGCCAACCUGCCCUGACCCAUUCCCCACUCAAAUAUUUCUAGGGAAGAAAAACCUGCUCUUCUGUAGAAGCCCUGGGCAUCCCGUAGGCCCACUGUGCACAGCUCAAGGCAAGUUCCCCAAUGAGAAAACAGGCCUCAGAAAUGCUGGGGGACACUGCCUGCUGCCUAUACAUGAUGAGCAUCAACUCAAGGGGCACCCCAGCAGGCAUCACCCAGAAGUUCACUUAAAAUCAAACCCUAUAAGGGCAGCUGCGUGCCCCACCCACCCCACCCACGAGGGUCACCCUCCCCAAUCUCCAGCCUUCCAGCUAUGGCAUCCUUCCUUCUGCAGAGCUUAUUUACAAAACAUCGAAUUAAAAUCUCACUUCUUCCUAUGGCCCAACCAGUCUCUUCCUUUCUAGGUGACACCAGAGCUCAGGAGUAUGUGGUGGGGGCGGAAGUUGGCUACCCUAGGAGACAAACUCCUGCUCUUGUCUUUCUCCAGUGGAAGCCACUGGGGGCUCCUCUGUGCUGCUUAUUUGGGUUAUGUCUCAGGGACAAGUGCCCUGGAUUUCUAGUCCUUAGGAAGUAAAGGUCCUGUCCCCCACCCCCCACCCCCAGCCCAAAAAGGCACAAGGUACACUCUGGCAAGUCAUCUCAGCCCAGACAGGUUCCCAGGAAGCUCUAGGUCCAGAGCAGCAGCUUGCAUAAGAAGGGAGCCAGCAGGUAAAGCCUGUGAGAAGGCCAAGGGUGAGGCCAAAACCCCAAUCAUUUUGAUUACCCAUGAAAUAAGAGGCUCAGAAACCAGGCCCUGGGCCCCAUGCCAGGCAGUUCCCACCACUCGGCUCUAUGGAGGGAUACAUGAGCUUCCCUAAUGAAAGAUUCUAGACCAGGUCUCCAUCCCUGGGCCCAGGAACUGACUCAAAGCCUGUGUAAGAGUGUGCCCAGGUGGCCCAAACAGGGGGAGGGGGUGAAGGAAAGAGCUGAGGAAACUCAGGGGGGUAGUGAGCACAAGGGUAUCCAAGGCAGAAAACAGCAGGGGUUGGGGAGCAUCCAAGUGUGCUGAGGUAUGCCCUGGAUCCCAGAGAGGGGAUGCACCAAGCCUCAAACCGAACAGGUCCCCAGGUUCUGGACACCACACACCAC
Messenger RNA from Nyctereutes procyonoides (raccoon dog), 2639 nucleotides. RefSeq names its product dysbindin domain containing 1 (gene DBNDD1). The transcript has 4 exons. NCBI's taxonomy places the organism in Eukaryota, Metazoa, Chordata, Mammalia, Carnivora, Canidae. Gene Ontology annotation, biological process: negative regulation of protein kinase activity. Gene Ontology annotation, cellular component: cytoplasm. The record is from RefSeq and is a predicted model, not a curated record. The coding region runs from base 158 to 634 and encodes 158 amino acids.